Molecule: messenger RNA, 138 nt
Organism: Funneliformis geosporum
Lineage: Eukaryota; Fungi; Glomeromycota; Glomeromycetes; Glomerales; Glomeraceae
Source: the annotation of a GenBank genome assembly
AUGGCUUGGGAAGAUUGUAAAGGGUUUGAAAGAACUUUACAACAAAGCUUAGAAAAGAUUCGUGUUAAUGCGACUUGGCUUAAACGUGAUUCAAAAUACGUUGAGGAAUGGUUAAGUGCUAUUGGUUUCUUGAAAUGA